GAUACAUCUGUCAGAAGGUAAGGUAGAGAUGGGUACAAGUAUGACUUUUAAAACACACAACAGCAGGUAGACAGAUAGGAAAGGUUUGGGGGGAAUGUUAGUCAGGUGCUGCAGAUGGGUCUAGCUUGUUAAGGCAGCUUGGUUAGCAUUGAGUAGAUGGGGCUGAAGGGUCUGAUCUGUGCUGAAGAACUCCCUGACUAUAUUUCUAAAUAGGAGACCUAGCUUUCGAAUAAAGGGGUCAUCGAUUUAAAAUGUUUUUAAGAGGAAUCGUCGGAUCUCCGCAAAAUAAAAAUAGGAGUGGCAAUGAAUCAUUAAAUGUGUUCAAGGCUGAUAAACUUUUCUACUCUUAAUUUCGAGCAUGGGGAUGAACUAUCUGGACUCAGCCCACCCAGUGGACUAUAAAAACACCGCCCACUGUCUCUGGUCCAGCCAGUUCUCGGAAGGAAGACGGAAUCCUGAACAGCAGCAUGAGGUAAGGGACAUCUUCACUCUGCACAAUGAUAUCGGAGAUCAGGACCUUCUCAAGGCACUGACGCCGACAUUAGCCGGCGACACACUGAGGGAGUCCUUGUUGGUGAAGCUCGGCCAGCUUCAGUGCCACUUCACGUGGGGCCCACAGAUGGACAUCGUCGACCUGGACGACGUGAAGCAGAGGUUGCAGGAUUCGAUUAUCAUCGGCGGGAAGCACCAAGGCGUGCCGCACAACCAGCUGGCUUACAUCAACUACCUGCAGGGCAACUACGAAGAAGCUCUCCGUGACUUAGAGGAGGCGGAGAGACGUCUGAGGGAGAUCCACGGGGAUGGAUUUGAGAGGAGGAGCAUCGUCACCCAUGGCAACCGGGCCUGGUUGCAUUACCACAUGGGGCAACUCAGCGAGGCCCAGUCCUACCUCGACAAGCUGGAGGUGAUGUGUGGCCCCCUCACACAGGGCCCGCACGUCACGGCAAUGGUGCCCGAGGUGUUGGGGGAGAAGGGGUGGUCUUUGCUGAGCUCCCGCUCUCGGUGCUACGAGGAGGCGAAGGAAUGUUUCGCCAGGGCUCUGGAGGAAGAUCCCGACAACACGGAGUGGAACAUGGGCUACGCCACCGCUCUGUACCGUCUGGAAUCGAUUUCCGGAAUCGCAGAAAACCCCGAAGUGAGUCAGUCGGUGAAACAGCUGAGACGGGUGCUGGAGCUCGAUCCGGGUGAAUCUGUGGCCAGGGUGAUGCUGGCCCUCAGGCUCCAAGAGUUCCAGCAAAAGGCAGAAGCGAAUGAAUUGGUUGAAGAAGCGUUGCGGACAAGCCCAGAUUCUCCAUAUGUGCUCCGCUAUGCAGCAAAGUUUUACAGAACAGAGCGCAAUGUUGAUAAAGCGAUAGAGAUGUUGAAGAAAGCCUUAGAAUUCACUCCGCUCUCUUCCUUCUUGCACCAUCAAAUGGGUAUCUGUUACAGGGAAAAGCUAAUGGCUCUGCGUAAAAAUCAAGGCAUUGGAGACCCAGGUGUGGAGGCUGAGUUGAUCAGCCAUUGCAAGCACCAUUUUGGAACGGCAUUUCAACUGAAGCCAUCGUUUAUUCUUGCACAGCUGGAUUUUGCCGGGAUCUGCUUAAUGAAUGGUGAAUCAGACAGGGCGAUGAAGAUAUACAACGACCUCCAGAGUUUAGAGGAUGUCACUCCAGAUAAAAAGCAGGCAAUAGAGUUACAGCUUGGAUUAUAUGAAAUGUAUCACACCAAGUCUGAAUCAAACGCCAUCCACCAUUUUAUGGAAGGCCUUAAAAUCCAGCACGGCACGAAAUAUUGGAAAACUUGUUGCACCAAGUUGGAGCAGAUUGCAAGAAGGUAAAUUAACAGGAACCCGGACAACAGCAGAGCCUGGGGAAUCCUGGAGUUUAUUCACCGAGAAGCCGGGAAAAAUUCUGAAAUUUCCAAAGCCUCCACAUCCUUACAGCAAUGGACACCCUGAACUACAUGUGAUACUCCAAAUUAACUCCAAAUAACCAAAGUCCGAUAAAGAUGCAUCAUGACUCCCUGACUGAUACAAAAGUUAGUGGUUUUGCAGAUAGUGAAGAUGGUUGUGAAAGAUUGCAGCAGGAUCUGGAUCGAUUGGCCAGGUGGGCGGAGGAAUGGUUGAUGGAAUUUAAUAGAGAGAAGUGUGAGGUGUUGCAUUUUGGGAUGUCGAACAAGGGCAGGACCUACACUGUAAAUGUUAGGCCUCUGGGUAGUGUUGUAGAGCAGAGGGAUCUCAGAGUACAGGUGCAUGGUUCCUUGAAGGUCGAGUCACAGGUAGAUAAGGUGGUCAAAAAGGCUUUUGGCACUUUGGCCUUCAUCAGUCAGUGUAUUGAGUAAAGUUGGGAGGUCAUGUUGCAGUUAUAUAAGACGUUGGUGAGACCGCAUUUAGAAUAUUGUGUUCAGGUCUGGGCACCAAGUUACAGGAAAGAUAUUGGUAAGCUUGAAAGGGUUCAGAAAAGAUUCACGAGGAUGUUGCCAGGACUAGAGGGUGUGAGCUAUAGGGAGAGGUUGAUUAGGCUGGGUCUCUACUCCAUGGAGCGCAGGAGGAUGAGAAGUGAUCUUAUAGAGGUAUACAAAAUCAUGCAAGGAAUAGAUCGGGUAGAUGCACAGAGUCUCUUCCCCAGAGUUGGGGAAAUGAGGAGCAGAGGACACAAGAUUUAAUAACAAUCUGAGGGCUAACUUUUUCACACAAAGGGUGGUGGGUGUAUGGAACAAGCUGCCAGAGGAGGUAAUUGAGGCUGGCACUAUCCCAUCGUUUAAGAAGCAGUUAGACAGAUACAUGGAUAGGACAGGUUUGGAGGGAUAUGGACCAAGGGCAGGCAAGUGGGACCAGUGUAGCUGGAACAUUGUUAGCCGAUAUUGAGUUGGGCCGAAGGACCUGUUCCCAAACUGUAUGACACACUCAAUGCAUGGACCUAUGAAGGCAAACAUAGUAUACGGUGACAGACACAAAUAGCUGGAGUAACUCAGUGGUUCAGGCUGUAUUGCCGGAGAAAAUGAAUAGGUGACAUUUCGGGUAAAGUCCCUUCUUCAGACCCGAAACGUCAACUAUUCCUUCUCUCCAGAGAUGCUGCCUGACCCGCUGAGUCACCCCAGCUUUUAGUAUCUAUCCUCGGUGUAAACCAGCAUCUGCAUUUUCCUUCCUCAUCUUACCGUACGCCUUCUUCACCACUCGAUCUACUUGUGCGGCCACUUUCAGGGCGUUGUGGAGUCGGAUGCCAUGAUUAUUACAGAGUCUGACCAAGCUUGUGUGCGGUGCCUUAAUGGAGACACUUGAAUUGACAUUUUGUUGAUGAUCUUCUGCAGGUUUGGUGCCCGUUUCUCUGACUGAUCUACAGUGAUCCCAUCUCUCAACAUACCUUCACAUUCAACCAGAGGUGGAUCAGAGCUGCGUUGUGGAGGAUGUGACGCCAUUUCACGUGCGUCCGAUGCGAUGGUCAGAAUAGAGGCACCAGCAGUGACUUCCCAGCCCGUUACUCAAUGGUCACAAAUUCACCUGGACGUUAAUUGUUUGUCCACUAAAUUCUGGAGUUAAAAGUUUAGGAUUAAGUUUAUUGUUGCCACGUGUACUAAGAUACACUAAAAAGCUUUGUUUUGCUUCCUAUCCAAACGGAUCAGAGAAUACUGUACAUAUGUACAGCCGUUAAACUCAAGUACAAUAGAUAGAGCAAAGGGGAGAUUAGUUCAGUUUAGUUCAUGGUCACGUGUACUGUUAAAGGUUUAGGAUUAAGGUUUAUGUUCAUUAUUGUCACGUAUACCGGGGGACAAUGCAGAGCUUUGUGUUGCAUGCUAUCGAAAUAUAUCAGAGGCUUAAGGUGAGGUGGGGGGGGGGAGUUAAUGAGAACCUGAGGGGUGCAAAACUAUAAAAGAGGGAGUUAGAACUGAUUUUUGUGUGAGAAGCACCAUCGAUGAUGUGCAAUCUGAUUUAGUUUCUAGGAUAUAAUGCUGACAAUUAAGCGUUUCAACAUUUGCAAUUUUUGUUUGUGGCUUUGUGAACAUUGGGGCACGUUUCAUGAUCAAUAUUGUUUAACAUUCUGUAAUAUCAGAGUUUAUGCAUUAAAGUAAUGAAUAAAUCACUUGUAAAAUGCGACAAUUCUAGUGCAUCAUUACGCGUCAACGGUGCAGUCUAAGUGGUUUUCUUGGUCCACACUAAGGUGAACAGGAUCAGCUCCAGGGGAUUCAAGGGGCGGCACGGUGGCGGAGCGGUAGCGUUGCUGCCUUACAGCGCCCGGGACCUGGGUUCGAUCCUGACUACGGGUGCUGUCUGUACAGAGUUUGCACGUUCUCCCUGUG
Leucoraja erinaceus (little skate) is the source of this 4275-nucleotide messenger RNA. Its product is annotated as interferon-induced protein with tetratricopeptide repeats 5-like. The coding region runs from base 359 to 1816 and encodes 485 amino acids. Gene Ontology annotation, cellular component: cytosol. The record is from RefSeq and is a predicted model, not a curated record. Gene Ontology annotation, biological process: defense response to virus. The transcript is spliced from 2 exons. Lineage: Eukaryota; Metazoa; Chordata; Chondrichthyes; Rajiformes; Rajidae. Gene Ontology annotation, molecular function: protein binding.